AUGACGACAUCAAAGCAGCGCCUCGCGCUCGCCAUCUGCGACUUCCUCAACACCUCCCUGACCGACGGCACCCUCCAGGCCGACGACAAGGACAACGUCGACAUCGCCGUCAACUGCAUCGGCGAGGCCUUCGGCGUCGACCCCUCGGACAAGGCCGCUGUGACCGAGGCCAUCGGCUCCCAGAACCUGCUCCAGAUCUACUCCGUCUACGAGAAGCUCAAGGCCAACAAGCCCGCCGCUGCCGCCGCCUCUUCCUCUUCAUCUUCCACCUCCGCCCCUGCGGCCAGCACCUCUAGCAAUGGCCCCACAGAAGAAGACAAGAAGCAAGCCGAAUCCCUCAAAUCAAAGGGCAACGCCGCCAUGGCCCAGAAGGACUAUCCCACCGCCAUCGACUUCUACACCAAAGCGCUCGCCUUGAACCCCGGCAACGCCGUCUACCUGUCCAACCGCGCGGCCGCCCACUCCGCGGCGCGCGACCACGAGUCCGCUCGCGCCGACGCCGAGGCCGCUGUUGCUAUCGACCCCAAGUACACCAAGGCGUGGAGCCGUCUCGGUCUGGCGCGCUUCGCGCUCGGCGACGCCAAGGGCGCCAUGGAGGCUUACCAGAGGGGUAUUGAGCACGAGGGUAACGGCGGCAGCGAGGCGAUGAAGAAGGGCUUCGAGACUGCCAAGAGGCGAGUGGAGGAGUUGGAGGCUCAGGAUGAUGCGCCUGCUGCGUCUCGUGGCGCUGGUGGUGCCGGUGGUGGUAUGCCUGACUUGAGCAGCUUGGCUGGUAUGUUCGGUGGUGGUGCUGGCCGCGGUGGGGGCGCUGGUGCUGGCGGUGGCGGUGGUGGCAUGCCCGAUCUUAGCUCCAUUAUGGGCAACCCCAUGUUUGCUCAGAUGGCCCAGAACCUGAUGAGCAACCCUGAUAUGAUGGCCAACCUUAUGAGCAACCCCCGUCUCAGGGAUAUGGCGAACCAGUUCCAGGGCGGCGGCGGUCUCCCUGAUAUCUCUUCACUCAUGAACGAUCCCAACGUUGCCGACUUGGCGCGCUCGUUCAUGGGUGGUGGUGGUGCUGGCGCUGGCGGUGCCGGUGGUGCUGGUGGCGCUGGUGGCGCUGGUGGAAGGUAA
Messenger RNA from Sordaria macrospora k-hell, 1110 nucleotides. RefSeq lists its product as uncharacterized. NCBI's taxonomy places the organism in Eukaryota, Fungi, Ascomycota, Sordariomycetes, Sordariales, Sordariaceae. Gene Ontology annotation, biological process: post-translational protein targeting to endoplasmic reticulum membrane. Gene Ontology annotation, molecular function: molecular adaptor activity; protein binding. The record is from RefSeq and is a predicted model, not a curated record. Gene Ontology annotation, cellular component: membrane; TRC complex.